Molecule: messenger RNA, 799 nt
Organism: Saccoglossus kowalevskii
Lineage: Eukaryota; Metazoa; Hemichordata; Enteropneusta; Harrimaniidae
Source: RefSeq, a predicted model, not a curated record
CGUCGAUGUCAACAUUGUCGUUGGAAACCAGGGUGGUACAACAACCUGUUGGAUUUCGUACGGUCACACCGCGGCCACUCGUCACGCAACACAAUAAACAUUUAUUGGGAACUCGCAAGGAAUUGACGUUGUCCACAGAGUUUGGAGAAACCUACAGCGUAAUAGGGACUGAACACUCCUCAGUGAAUUCUCCUGGUCCACCCUUCGUUCCUAAUUCACCUUCUGACGUCAGUGUGGGAAGUUUGGUAAAAUUCUCCAGGCCAGGUGGUAGGAUAAGUAAUGGAUUGGUGAAAUUCAAGGGAUAUCUACCGGGAAGAUCAGGAAUAUUCCUUGGAGUGGAAAUGCAACACGAAAAUGGAAAGCAUGAUGGUGUUUUCAAUGAAGAGAGAUACUUCAAAUGUCGUGCAAACAAAGGAAUUUUCAUCAGCUACCAAAAAGUCAUCUUAGUCAGAGGAAACUGAAAUUCUGUUAUUAAGUUUUUGUAAUUUGGAGGUCUAUAUAUUUUACUAGCACUAUUUCACUUCUUAUUGGUUAACACCAUUGGUCACCUCCUGAAAUCUUCUGUGGAUAGCCGAUACAAGGAUAAGAUGUUACCAGGUGAUAUUUUAAAAUGACAGACACAUUGUAGUCACUCACAAUCAAGAACAAAAAUUUAAGUUUAAUCCUUUUCUUAUAUUUACUAAUAGUUAUUGCUGAACAUUAAAUACAAACAAUUGUUAUGGCAAUAAUGUAAUUGUUGCACAAUUAUUUCACCCACAAUGCAUCAUUCAAAAUGGCUCUAUCUAGAUCUUUAUUUUUG